Messenger RNA from Aspergillus vadensis CBS 113365, 1413 nucleotides. RefSeq names its product putative fructosamine-3-kinase. The record is from RefSeq and is a predicted model, not a curated record. Lineage: Eukaryota; Fungi; Ascomycota; Eurotiomycetes; Eurotiales; Aspergillaceae. The coding region runs from base 249 to 1286 and encodes 345 amino acids. The transcript has 2 exons.
UCUUCCACUGUGAAAAUGAGCAAUUCUCAUUUUCAGGCAUCCACAACGGAUUAUCUUAUCGAUAAGAUAAGGUCCGAGCGACGUCAUCGGAAGGCCUGCCCGCUGAAAUCGUUUCCGGCCAAUCUUCGCUGCUGUUUGUUUUCGUCCUGGUUUCCCCUUCUUUUCCGUGGUCCCCCUCUUUGUUCUCCUCUCUGUUCCUGACUUUGACCCUUGUUCCAUCCUCCGUCGCGUGCGUGCUGAUUGAGACGAUGGCCCCCGUGCCUGCCACGCUGCUGCGUGCCCUCUCCAUCCCUGACCCCGCCAAAGCCAGCCUGUCCACCGCCGGUCUGGGGUCGGGCUUCACAAACACUGGUGCAAUACGAGCCACAGUUCCCCGCUCCGAUGGCUCAGGGGAGGAAGAACGUCGCUACUUUGUCAAGACCUCCCCAAAUGGCGAGGCUGCAGAGGAGAUGUUCCGUGGGGAGUACGAAUCACUCAAUGCGAUCGCGACGUCCGUGCCCGGUUUCUGUCCCCGAGCACUCGCCUGGGGCCCGCUGGAGGAAAGCACUGGGACAAGCUUCUUCUUAGCGACUGAGUUUUUGGAAUUAGGAGGAGGUGGCCGUCGAGGUCGAGGAGAUACAUUAGCCCAGCGAUUAGGCAAAUUACAUUCGACGCCAGCGCCCCCCGACCCUGCAACGGGACGACGUCGAUUCGGAUUCCCUGUUCCGACCUUCUGCGGGGACACCAAGCAGCCCAACCGCUUUUGCGACUCGUGGGCGGACUUCUAUGCCAACGAACGGCUGCUCACCAUCCUCGAGUCAUCGGAAACCCGGAAUGGUCGUGAUGCUGGCUUGCGGGAUCUGGUGGAGCGGACGGCGCGGACAGUGGUCCCUGCGUUGCUGCGGGACGGACACUUAGGCUAUGACAGGGACGGGAAUGGACAGGGCAUUAUACCUGUCGUUGUCCAUGGGGAUUUGUGGAGCGGAAAUGCAGAUCGCGGUCACAUUGUGGGUAGCGGUCGCAAGGAUGACGAGGAGGUCGGCGAUGUGGUCUACGAUCCGUCGGCAUGCUACGCACACAGCGAGUAUGAAUUGGGGAUAAUGAGAAUGUUUGGCGGGUUUGGAUCGGCUUUCUUCACAGCUUAUCACAAGAUUGUGCCGAAAACCGAGCCAGUGGAGGAAUAUGAGGACCGUGUGCGAUUGUACGAGCUAUACCAUCAUCUGAACCACCAUGCGAUCUUUGGAGCCGGAUACCGAUCGGGCGCUGUAUCUAUAAUGCAGAAGUUGCUGAGGAAAUAUGGGGAUUAAUGUUUGACCCGGACAGAGUAGCUGCUAUUGAGCUCGUUUCUAGAAUGCCUUGAGAUGCCAUCUACGUUGAUUGUUCUCUGCUCGUUAAUGGCGACAUUCAUGCUGGUAUCACAUUUGAGCUAUUUUC